Messenger RNA from Orbicella faveolata, 3158 nucleotides. Its product is annotated as negative elongation factor B-like. The record is from RefSeq and is a predicted model, not a curated record. Gene Ontology annotation, biological process: negative regulation of transcription elongation by RNA polymerase II. NCBI's taxonomy places the organism in Eukaryota, Metazoa, Cnidaria, Anthozoa, Scleractinia, Merulinidae. Gene Ontology annotation, cellular component: nucleus; NELF complex.
UUCGGCCGAUGUCCGCCAAAAUGGCGAAAAAACUGUCCGAGAAAAACACUUAAUUUAUGUAGGUAAUUUAGCAGGAGCUAAUUAUUUUAUUACGGCUUGUUAAGAUAACACUCUUUUGAUCAUCAUGGCCGGUUUUGAUCAGGCAGGACUUCCUGGAACGGAGUUUAUUUUACGCGGACUCAACACCGCUCAAGACUUCGAAGUUGUCAACUUCAUAGAAAACUUUCAGCAGGAAAAUAGUAUUAUGCUGCCUUCUCUGCAGCCUGCUUUGCCCUUCCUGGACCUUCAUGACGUUCAAAGAUUGCAAUUCAACAGUUAUGUGAUGGAAAACUUGCGAGAAAAAUUGCUGGAACAAGUAAAGCAUUUGGAGGUGGAAAAACUUCACAGUCUGCUUGACCAGUGCUUUCCUUUUAUCCACGUGGCUCAUCUUAGGCCUGUUGUUAUGGAAGUCAUGAAAUACCUUCCAAAAGUUCCUGAGGAAUGCCUUGAACAACUUGCAAAUGACCCUAAGCUGUACGAAGAUUGUUCAAUUGAAGUUAAAAGGCAGAUAUGGGUCAAGCACCAUGCGUUGUUUGGGGAUGCUGUUGGCCCACUUUUGAACCAAUAUGUAGAAGCAAAAUACAGUGUUCUUUUCUCCACCGAACCUUUAAAUUCACACACAUUCUUUUCAGUGCCAUCCAAAACAAGGCGGCAAAAUGCAGUUGUACAGAGCUUAGCCAAGAUGAUUGGAAAGUCUCUGGAACUGUACAAUCUUGUGUUGCAGUUCCUCAGAACACUGUUCCUAAGAACUAAAGAAGUCCAUUACUGCACUCUUAGGUCAGAGCUGCUAAUGGCAGUACAUGAUCUUGAAAUUAAAGACAUCAAGGACAUCGAUCCAUGCCAUAAAUUUACCUGGUGUUUGGAUGCUUGUAUACGGGAAAAAGUGAUUGAAGGAAAAAGGACAAAAGAAUUGCAAGGAUUUCUGGAUCAUGCCAAGCAUAGUGAAGAACAGGUUCUUGGAGAUAUUGCAAUGAUUUUGUGUGACCCAUUUGCCAUCAACACAGUGUCCAAAAGUGUUAUCAAACUCCUUCUGAGACUUGUCAACACAGAGUCCUUGCCAAAGUCCUGUCCAGAUGUGAGUUUCCUCUUACGAGUGUUAAACCUUGGUGUCAGUGCUUGGGAGAUGAUAAGUAAUCAACAUUUUACUGAAGUAGCAUUGGGUGGUGAGCUGAUUCACAAGUUUCUUCCAUUACUGAUGUCUCUGAUGGUAGACAGCAGUCUUCACUCACUGGGCAAUAAACUUGUUGACAAGGACGACACUGGUGGUGAUGUUGAGGGUCCCAUACAGUUCAUUGAUUAUUUUGUAGAGAUCACCUCAUCAAACUCGGUAGCCUUCACUCUUUCAUGGUGUUAUCUUCUCCAUGUUAUCAAGCAAAAGGACAGACAAACUUUUGUUGCGAUCUUGCCUUGGUUUGUCAACACAUGUCAAGAGCGUGCAUUAGAUGAGGUCUCCCUUCACACUCUGAUCAGCUCACUGGCUGCUUGGCAAGAUGAGUUUUCUCAACCUGAAUUUUGUGACCUGGUCUUUGACCAAUUUUUGCUACCCUUGGUGUCACACCCAAGUGUGUUACGUCACACCCUUCGGCUUUUGUGGUACGUCCUUCCGAAAGUGGACCCUCAGAAGGUGGUACAUGUUUUGACUGCAGCACAACCAUCUAGUGAGCACAACGAAGCCAUUCAUGACCUCCAUGCAACGUUAAUUGAACGUGUAGCAAGCACCAGUGCUCUGACUCCUGGCUCAUCAUCAGAAGAACAGCCUUCUUCAGCGUCAUCUCUUUCCUCGUCACACAGUCCUCUGGAGUACAUUCAGCCUGCCAGUACAUAGUCACUAAGAUGAAGAGCUCUACACUCUGACCAGAACUUUCCAUGUGUCAACUUGACAAUACAGAAAGAAUUUGGUAGAUUUUAUCACUCUACCACAACAAGCUGCUAUCAAAGCCAUUCCUGAGUGCAAGUCGCCAAAGUAAUUUAACUUGAUUUCAUGUUCAAAAACAUAAUGUACCUGCAAAGUUUAAAGUCUACAUGUAGGGUUAAAGAAAUCUACAUUUAUAAAUGAAUCAGUCAGUUUUUUAUAUUUUUUUAAUAGGAAAUGACUAGAUUAAUGAAUAGAAAAGUACAAAAUAAUUGUGCCAUGUAUUUGGCACAGCAACCUAAAGACAAGUUAUGUACUUUCAGAGACUACAAUGUAUGUAACAAGAUCUUGCUUGUGUGCCUAGGAGAUAUUUAGUAGCUACAUUACAGUGAAUUUAUAUCAUUGAGCAUAUACAUGUAUCACUUACCCAAUUGAUAUUUUUGCUAAUCUAUUUUUAGUCAAGACAAUGAACAGGAAGACCUUAUAGCUGCAUUCAGCCUCUAUGGAUAAAAAGAGCAAUAAAUCAAACAUACAGGGUUAAACUCAAAGACUUGCCUUUAUGAUAAAAAUUCCCCACCUGCUUUCAUAGUACUGAAAUACUGUUUUGAUUAAAGGGUUUCAGUCAUGGUAUUUUGGCCACAUACAAAAUUACCUUUAUAUUGAAUGAAACCAGAACAUGGUAGCUUACCAAGAUAGAAAAACAGGAAAGAGAUAAUAGCAAACCAUAAAGAAAAGGUGAUGGUUAGGGAUGGAAAAGAUUAACGCAUAUUACAAACAACAAACUUGAAACGUUUAGGCUAACCUUUUCAAGAUGCCUAAACUGUGACAUAGCUCCUUUAACUUUGCAGUUCAAUCUUUUUUAUCCCUGUCUUCAUGUUUUUUCAGGGUUGUCAAGUUAAGUGAGGAUGAGUGAAAACAUAAUUUAACUAUUGCUUCAUUGUUUUACACCAACACUAUCAAGGAUUCUUGACUUAAGGUAGUUAUCAAAAUAAACCAAACACCCUUUGAAAAAGCUAGAUCCUGACUCUACCUUGAUUAUAUUUUGUUAACUGAUAGGCCUUGUGCUAAUAUGAUUUAUAAAAAAAGACAGCCUUCAAGUUUAUUAAAUAAAUGCACUUAUUUAUUUUGUACAGUAAGGAACUUGCUAAAUUACCAGAGCAUCCAAACAGAAAUAAAUUUGAUCCAUAGUUGCUGUGUUAAACACGGUAUAUGCAAUGAAAACUAAAGUUAACAAAGCUUUCAAUAAAGUAGCAUUUGCCAUUUGAUU